UAUUCAGAUAAAAAGAGCAAGCAUAGGACGAAGAGCAGUCAUAAAAAAGCCCUCGCGCAGCAGAAGAAGCACAAAAAAGACAAACAUGGAUCGAAGAAACACCCAAAGAAAGCAUUAGGAGGAGGAUCCUCCAAAGGAUCUAAGAAAGGAUCUAAAAAAGGAUCUGUGAAAGGAUCCAAGAAAGGAUCUUCUAAGGGAUCCAAGAAAGGCUCGUCGAAGGGAUCCAAGAAGGGAUCUUCUUUGGGAUCUAAGAAAGGAUUAGCCGUACAGCGAACGUCCAGUAAGCAUGGAAAGCGCGACGGCUCAGCUAAGCUAUCUGGAACAUUAAGCAAACAAAAGCGAAGACCGUCUAAGCCAUCGAAAAAAUCUUCCAAAACUAAAAAACAUCACAGAAAGGAGGGAAAGUCUAGCAAAAAAUCGUCAAAGAAGGGAAGCCGAAAACAUAAGACAUCAUCGAAAAAAACGAAGGACAAACAUCGCAAGAAGGAGGCGAAGGAGAAACAUCGGCACAAAAAGAAGGGUAAAAAGAAGCGUGAGAAGAUUGCCAAACCGUAA
Molecule: messenger RNA, 555 nt
Organism: Cooperia oncophora
Lineage: Eukaryota; Metazoa; Nematoda; Chromadorea; Rhabditida; Trichostrongylidae
Source: the annotation of a GenBank genome assembly